UGCAAGUUGUUUGUGCUUCUGGAAUCUAUGAUUUUUGAGUGCUUUCAUUUUCUUGUAAAUUGUAAUUUAGACUGUAAUUCUUCAUUGAAUUAUUGAAGAAAACUUUAUUUCGAAGAUACUAACAGUUUACGAUUUAUCGAACAACCUCCUUGGACCAAGAGAAUGUCGAACCAAGACGAAUCGCCUUUACCUGAGGGAUGGGAGAUGAGAACGAGUCGUUCAACGGGUAUGACGUACUUCCUCAAUAUCUAUACGAAAAAGUCUCAGUGGGAGAGACCUGAGGCACCAGCGGACGCCGGUGAGAUCCGUUGCAGGCAUAUCCUGGUCAAACAUGCAGAGAGUCGUCGUCCAUCGUCAUGGCGCGAGGAAUCAAUCACGAGAUCUAAAGAUGAAGCAUUAGAACAAUUAAAGGCAUAUCGUAAGCAGAUUGUUGGUAAUGAAGCUACAUUUGUUGAUCUUGCAACUAAAUUCUCUGAUUGUUCGUCUGCCAAACGAGGCGGAGAUCUCGGAAUGUUUAAGCGUGGACAGAUGCAAGCGCCAUUUGAAGAGGAAGCCUUCAAACUUAAAGUUGGCCAGUUAAGUAAGCCAGUAGAAACAGAUUCCGGGUUUCAUAUUAUUUUAAGAACUAUGUAAAUGUCCAAGUUUGUUUCCAUUAUUCAUCUUUGUAAUUUUUUCAAUACACAUUUAUUAAAUAAUUUAGUUUACGAACAUCAUAAAAUAAAACUAUUCAGAUAAAGAAUCUUAAACUUAUAAAAAACAACUUGGUUCCUAUUAAAUUGGGAACUGAAAUUUACUAUAAAAGACUGGUUAAAUAUUUUAUAAUUUAAAAAACAUUUUUUAUAAGUAAUGCUGGACAUAAAAAAGAUAAUAUGCCAUCCUUAUAUCUGUAACAAGUUCAAGAUGUUAUGUUAAAAAGCUUUUAAAAUAUGAUGUUUUACUUUUCUUCAUCUUUUUUUUUGAAUAGAAUAUAGAAUAAAUAAAACCAAGCAGUAUCAUUCCUAGAUCAAUAUUAGUUGGUAAAAGGGUUUCUAAAAGAAAAAAUCAAAUAAAUAUUUAACACUAGAGAAUACUGUAAUUUGAUUU
This is a messenger RNA of Papilio polytes (common Mormon), 1083 nucleotides long. It is a transcript of the gene COMMD4, whose product is annotated as putative peptidyl-prolyl cis-trans isomerase dodo. Gene Ontology annotation, cellular component: nucleus; cytosol. Lineage: Eukaryota; Metazoa; Arthropoda; Insecta; Lepidoptera; Papilionidae. Gene Ontology annotation, molecular function: protein binding; peptidyl-prolyl cis-trans isomerase activity. Bases 163 to 633 code for a protein of 156 amino acids. The record is from RefSeq and is a predicted model, not a curated record. The transcript is spliced from 2 exons.